AUGUCGCGUGGUAAAAUCAACGCGCCGUCGGGAGUAACCCUCCCUGAAGAACUUAUCGUCCAAAUCCUAUCACUCCUCACCGUUAAAUUUCUCAGACGGCUCAAAUGUGUGAGCAAAUCCUGGAACUCCCCCAUCUCCGAUUCAUUCUUCAUCGGCAUGCAUCUCAAGAAAUCAUCGCGAGUUCCACACAUCGUGUUUUGCCCGCGUGAUUUGUCAACUAGAUCCACAAUCAACCUACUCAAUCCCUUCCACGUACACCGGAAACCCUCGAUCAACACCUUCAGUCUCCCUUUUGAUUCUAAAUAUCUCUAUACUAUAAUUGGCUCUUGCAAUGGAAUCAUCUAUUUGGUCGAUUAUUCUCUAUCCUACAGAAAGUUCUACCUCUUGUUAUGGAACCCAGCAACAAGGUUUUUCUCCAAAAUGCUAUGCAGUUUUUACCAUUAUGAACGAAAACUGAAUUCAAAGUUAGAGUUCGCAUUUGGUUAUGAUAAUGUAAGCCACAAAUAUAAGGUGGUGGCCUUUGCGCGUGGCAACGAUUUCAGUGUUUUCACUAUAGAAGAUUACGUUUGGGGAAAUAUUCAAACUUUUCCCACUCAUCCUUACCGUUUUACUCCUCUGUAUAAUAGUCGCGCUGUUUAUGUGAGUAAUAGUCUUAAUUGGUUUGCUCUUCGUAACGACGUUGAUUCUAGUAAUUUUAUUUCUAAGAUUUUUACUGUUGACGAACUGGUGAUUAUCUCACUUGAUUUGGGAACGGAGACAUACAAACUAUUUAGGUUUACAUUCCUUCUGGAUUUUGAUGAAGUGGUAGUUGUUGAACCAAAUGUUUGCGUGCUGAUGGAAUGUCUUUGUUUUUCUCAUUCUUCAAAAGGGUAUAAUUUUCUUGUAUGGCAAAUGAAAGAAUUUGGAGUUGAAGAGUCUUGGAUGAAAUUGCUUGAAGUUGAUUAUUGUAAUCUCCUUCAUGGCACCUAUGCUGGCAAUGGAAUUGUUAAUUUGUUUCCAUUACAUGCUUUUGAGAAUGGAGAUAUGUUGAUAAUGGUAAUCAUGAUUCAACGACUAAUUCUCUAUAGUAGGAGAAAUAAUUGUUGA
Vicia villosa (hairy vetch) is the source of this 1086-nucleotide messenger RNA. RefSeq names its product F-box/kelch-repeat protein At3g23880-like. Lineage: Eukaryota; Viridiplantae; Streptophyta; Magnoliopsida; Fabales; Fabaceae. Gene Ontology annotation, molecular function: protein binding. The record is from RefSeq and is a predicted model, not a curated record. The transcript has a single exon. Bases 1 to 1086 code for a protein of 361 amino acids.